AUGGCAAUGGCUUUUGAUGCAAUGCUGGCUCGGAUCAAGGAUGUUUGUAAAAGAAAUGGCUUGCUCAUUCUCUCAGUAUUGUCUGUCAUAGUGGGAUGUCUGCUCGGCUUCUUCCUUAGGACCAGGCGACUCUCUCAGCAGGAAAUUAGUUAUUUCCAGUUCCCUGGGGAGUUAUUGAUGAGGAUGCUGAAAAUGUUGAUUCUACCACUAGUUGUCUCAAGCUUAAUGUCUGGACUAGCAGCCCUGGAUGCAAAGACCUCUAGUCGAUUAGGGAUCAUAACCGUCACUUAUUAUCUGUGGACAACAUUUGUGGCUGUGAUUGUGGGAAUAAUUAUGGUCUCCAUCAUCCAUCCUGGUGGGGCAGCACAGAAGCAGAACAUUGAAGAGAGUGGAAAGCCAAUUAUGAGCUCUGCAGAUGCCUUGCUAGACUUAAUUCGGAACAUGUUUCCAGCCAACCUUGUUGAAGCCACAUUCAAACAGUACCGCACCAAGAACAUCCCUAUCAUCAAAUCCAACAAAGCAGCUUCUGAAAGCACUACUCAUCGCAUCAUAAUAUAUGGGGUCCAGGAUGAGAAUGGGUCCAACGUCCAGAACUUUGCCCUGGAUAUCACUCCCCCUCCAGAAGUGAUUUACAAAUCAGAGCCAGGCACUAGCGAUGGCAUGAACGUGUUGGGGAUUGUGAUAUUCUCUGCGACUAUGGGUAUAAUGUUGGGCAGAAUGGGUAACAGUGGCAUUCCCUUGGUCAGUUUUUGUCAGUGUUUAAAUGAAUCUGUCAUGAAGAUAGUGGCAGUUGCUGUUUGGUAUUUUCCAUUUGGAAUAGUAUUUCUAAUUGCUGGCAAGAUCUUAGAAAUGGAUGAUCCCACAGCCAUUGGGAAGAAGCUAGGCUUUUAUGCCAUUACAGUGGUUUGCGGUCUGGUGGUGCAUGGACUGUUCAUUCUGCCAAUGAUGUACUUCUUUAUCACCAAGAAGAAUCCGAUUGUCUUCAUCAGAGGGAUUCUUCAAGCCUUGCUCAUUGCCCUGGCCACAUCAUCCAGCUCAGCCACAUUGCCUAUAACUUUCAAGUGCUUGCUGGAGAAUAACCAUGUGGACAGGAGGAUUGCCAGAUUCGUGCUGCCUGUGGGGGCCACGAUCAACAUGGAUGGGACCGCGCUGUACGAAGCGGUGGCAGCCAUCUUUAUUGCUCAAGUAAACAACUAUGAGCUAGACUUUGGACAGAUUAUUACUAUAAGUAUCACAGCAACAGCUGCCAGUAUAGGUGCUGCAGGGAUCCCACAAGCUGGCCUCGUGACCAUGGUCAUUGUUCUGACAUCAGUUGGGCUGCCUACAGAUGACAUCACCCUAAUUAUUGCAGUUGACUGGGCACUAGACAGAUUCAGAACAAUGAUCAACGUCCUGGGAGAUGCCCUUGCUGCUGGAAUCAUGGCUCACGUCUGCCGAAAGGAGUUCACCAAGGAUGGCGAUGAGGUGCCACUGAUCUGUGAAACUAAACCUAUUAGCAUCCACCAGCUCAUGGCUUACCAGAGAAAUGGCUGCGUGAAGCACAUGAACGAGUGUCGUGGACCCGAAAUUGUGAAAGUAUUUCAGCAUCACAUACCUGUACAAGUGGAGCAAGAAGAAAACCCAGUGGAGAACCACAUGCGGAAAUGUCAAGACCACUGCACUAUUGAAAUCAAUGAAUUGGAAACAAACGUGUAAUCGCUAGACUUGAUGGUAUCCGAUACCCUGUGACCUGAUACCCAAUCGCUACCUCACAGCUGGCGGGCAGGACUCUGCCUCGAAUGGAAAACCGUGGAGUUAUUGCCACACUGCUUGUACCGGAGCUAGGAGACCAGCUGUGAACGUCAGAAAAGGCACAAGGCGAGAAAGAGAAGAGGGCUGCUCCAGUGGGAUGAUUUGAAUACUGGAAACUUAACCGAUGGACAGUUUUGGUUUUACUCUGGGCACAGUGGUUUGAUUCCAGCAUCGUAUGUUGACACACCUUGGCUCUUUUUGUAAAUUUUUUAUUUUGAUUCUUUUUCAUUUUCUAACAAAAGCCUUUUUUGUGUGUGUGCAGCUUAUUAAUUAUGCCCACGACGUGCAUAGAUUGCUUGGUACGUGACAGUAUUUCAGAAAACAGACUGACGCUACUUCUUCUAGUCCCUAAACAACGGAGGUCACACUCGGGUUGAGAAUAACACUAAGAAAGCUGCACUGAUUUCCUAGUCUCUCAAGGCAAUUCUUUUAUCAUUCAUAAUGCUGCAAACUGAAAAUGGAGCGAAAUCUGUAUCCUUGCAGGGAAACAUUAAAAAAGCAAGGCUGGUGGACACACUUUGAAGACUGGUAUCAAACUGCACGGUCUAGUACAAAGACGCCUGGACUCCCGCAAAGGACAGUUUGUAUUCCAAGUGCCAGAUUCACACGUCCGUGUUUUAAAAGUCCAACUGCACUGGAGUCAGUCUCAUAUAGCCACAGUGGCAGAGCCACGUCAGCCCUCACACACACACACACACACACACACACCCCCACACUGGUGCUAAAGAGUGCUCAUAUAUUCUCUCCUUAAAUUUGUAGGCUCUUCUACUGUAUAUAUGUGUAAAUUUGAUGCUCAAAGCUCUUGAACAACAUGCUUCAUCCCAAGGGCAGACUAAACAGAGACUGAAAUCCAGUACAGAUGACUAAUAGUUGGGCUCCGUGGGGAGUUGGCUGUGGAAACUGGCCUGUUAUUAUUCAUUAUACCGUGGUUGGACUCUAUUGAAUGUUGUUUCUCUUGUUCAGCUAUCUACCGAAUCCUUCAGUUAAAAUCAAAUCUGCUGGGUGUGUAAUGUUUGUAACGGAAAACACUUUUAAUAAACCUGCCAUUGCAAAA
Alligator sinensis (Chinese alligator) is the source of this 2845-nucleotide messenger RNA. RefSeq names its product solute carrier family 1 member 7 (gene SLC1A7). Gene Ontology annotation, cellular component: plasma membrane. The coding region runs from base 1 to 1695 and encodes 564 amino acids. NCBI's taxonomy places the organism in Eukaryota, Metazoa, Chordata, Crocodylia, Alligatoridae. The transcript has 11 exons. The record is from RefSeq and is a predicted model, not a curated record. Gene Ontology annotation, molecular function: neutral L-amino acid transmembrane transporter activity; L-glutamate transmembrane transporter activity; glutamate:sodium symporter activity. Gene Ontology annotation, biological process: L-glutamate transmembrane transport.